Molecule: messenger RNA, 1792 nt
Organism: Fusarium redolens
Lineage: Eukaryota; Fungi; Ascomycota; Sordariomycetes; Hypocreales; Nectriaceae
Product: N-acetylglucosamine-6-sulfatase
Exons: 1
Coding region: 191-1720 (509 amino acids)
Source: RefSeq, a predicted model, not a curated record
CAGACCACCAUCUCGUGGCGGAUAUAUGUGCAAGUAUUUCUGACCAGCAGGCCUAGCAACCGACUGAUAAUCGGGAGGGGACUCAAUACAAUGAAACGGUAUUCGUAAAGCACCAUCUCCUUGAACUCCUCCAGCUCUUUUGCGUUCUUUCUUCUUGCGCAUUAACUUACUACUGCCUCAUACCUGAAAAAUGCCUUCUCAACCCCCCAACAUCCUCUUCAUCAUGGCCGAUGACCAUGCAGCCAAAGCCAUCUCAUGCUAUGGCGCUGGUAUCAACAAAACGCCCAAUCUUGACCGCAUUGCAAAUGAGGGCAUGCGAUUUGACCAUUGCUAUGUCACCAACAGCAUCUGCACCCCCUCUCGUGCUGCCAUUCUUUGCGGCACUCACAAUCACGUCAAUGGAGUCCUGACGCUGGACUCGAAGAUCAACAAGAGGCUCCCUAAUGUCGCCAAACAGCUGCGAUCAAGCCCUGCAAGAUAUCAAACAGCCAUGAUCGGCAAAUGGCAUCUUGGUGAAGGUAAUUAUCACGAGCCAACUGGCUUUGACUACUGGAGCAUAGUUCCUGGGCAAGGAGAGUACUGGGAUCCUCAGUUCAUUGAACCUUCGGGUACACCCCGAACUCCCGGUUAUGCAACUGACAUCAUCACUGACAAGUCCAUUGACUGGAUGGAGAAGCGUGAUAAGUCUCGGCCAUUCUUUCUGAUGUGCCACCACAAAGCUCCUCAUCGAUCUUGGGAGUACGACCAUAAGCAUAAAGAUCUGUAUAAGGAUCCCAUUCGGCUCCCAGACACCUUCAGUGAUGAUUACAAGAAUCGCGCCAACGCUGCAAAGGUUGCCAAAAUGAGAGUCGCCGAGGACUUGACCUACACCGAUCUGGGGAUUGUUCAACCUGAAGGACCAAGAAGCCUAGUCGGGGAGAAGAUGCUGGAUAAUGCCACAUCCACUGACCGCAAGAUCCCAGCUCCAGAGGAUGUCACAAAGCUGAGGCUCAUGUGCAAAGAAACAGCAGAGGUAUUCACCUUCAGGACUCCACAGGAGCUGGCUGAAUGGAAGUUCCAACGAUACAUGCAGCGAUAUCUGCGCACCAUUCAGAGCAUUGACGACAAUGUUGGUCGCAUGCUUGAUUGGCUUGAAGAGGAGGGCCUUGAAGAGAACACCAUUGUUGUUUAUACCUCCGACCAGGGCUUCUUCCUUGGUGAACAUGGCUGGUUCGACAAACGAUUCAUGUAUGAGGAGAGCUUCCAAAUGCCCUUUAUGAUCCGAUACCCUCAAGAAAUUAAGCCCCAGUCAGUCUGUAGCGAUAUAAUCUGCAAUGUUGAUUUCGCGCCGACAUUCCUGGACUUUGCAAACGCACGGAUUCCUUCUUACAUGCAAGGCGUGUCGUUCCGUCCUCUUUUGGACGGAAACACACCAAAGGACUGGCAGCAGGUUGCGUAUCACCGGUACUGGAUGCAUCGUGAUAUUAUUCAUGAAGCAUAUGCGCACUAUGGCGUUCGUGAUCAGCGGUACAAGUUGAUUUACUGGUAUAACGAAGGCUUUGAGAUUGAGGGUACACGAGAUGGUGGACAGGAGAAGGAAUGGGAGCUGUUUGAUUGUCAAGAGGAUCCGUUGGAACUAUUCAAUUGUUAUAAUGAACCCAAGUACGUGGACGUGGUUCGGAAAAUGACCAAGAUGCUGGAGGAGAAGAUGGCUGAGAUUGGAGAUGAGCCGGUUCAUUAAGACCUGUGAUUGUGGGGCUUCAAUGGAAUGAUUAUAGGCUUUACAAUGUAGUCAAUUGAACUUAGAAAGAGU